AUGACUAUCCUCAGGUAUUCGUUUAUUAUCGGUGAUAUGGAGUAUCUCAUUUUUCUUUUGGUUCUUUUUUAUUUUUUUUUUACCUUUUUUUUCUUUAUCUUUCCCCCUUUUACCCAUUUUUAUUUUCUCCCUUUUUUCUUUUCCCAUUUUUCCUUUUUGCUUUUCCUUUUUCUAUUUUCGUCUUUCUUUUUUCGCUUUUUUCUUUCUUUUAACAACUGUAUAUUUGAUUUUCCUUUGCUCUUUGUAGUUUCCUUUUCUUCUUUCUCCUUUUCUUUUUUCUUUUCUUUUUUUUUUUUUGCGCUUUUAUUUCUUUUUUUUCUUUGUUGGGCUUGUUAUUUUUGCUUUUCGUUGUGUUUUUUUUUUACUUUGUUUUCUUUGUUUUGUUUUGCUUCUUUUCUUUGUUUUGAUUUUGCUUUUCUUUGUUUAAUUUGUUUUUCUUUGUUUAUUUUUUGGAUUUUCUUGUUUUUGCUUUUUCUUUUCUUUGUCUUUUUUGGGUUUCUUUUCUUUGAUUUUCUUGUUUUUUUUUCUUUGUUUUCUGCUUUUCUUUCUUUUUUGCUUUUUCUCUUCUGUAUUUUUGCUUUUCCUUUCUUCUUUCUUGCUUUUCUUUUCUUUCUUUUUUACUAUUUUUUUCUUUGUUUAUAUUGCUUUUCUGUGUUUUUAUGUUUUACUUUUCUUUUUUUGCAUGUCUUUUCUUUGUUUUUUGUCUUUCUUUUCUUUCUUUAUUUUGCUAUUCUCUUGCUUGUUUUUAUGCUUUACUUGUUUUUGCUUUUCUUUUUCCUGUUUCUAGCUUCACUUUUUUGUUUAUUUUGUUUCUUUUUCUGCUUUUCUUUUUUGUUUUUUCUUUUCAUUGUUUUUUUGCUUUACUUUUUUGUUUUUUGCUAUUCUUUUCUUGCGUUUUGCUUAUUUUGCUUUUUGUUCUUUUGCUUUUCUUUUCUUUUUUGCAUUACUUUAUUUUUGUUUUGUUUUUCUUUGUUUUGCUUUUAUUUGAUUUCCUUUAUUUUUUGCUCUUUUUUGCUUUGCUUUGAUUUCUUUUUUGCUUUGUAUUUCUUUCGUUUUUGUUUUUGUUUUUGA
Molecule: messenger RNA, 1071 nt
Organism: Acanthosepion pharaonis
Lineage: Eukaryota; Metazoa; Mollusca; Cephalopoda; Sepiida; Sepiidae
Source: the annotation of a GenBank genome assembly